Molecule: messenger RNA, 1514 nt
Organism: Paecilomyces variotii
Lineage: Eukaryota; Fungi; Ascomycota; Eurotiomycetes; Eurotiales; Thermoascaceae
Product: RNA-binding La domain protein
Exons: 3
Coding region: 164-1441 (425 amino acids)
Biological process (GO): RNA processing
Cellular component (GO): nucleus
Molecular function (GO): mRNA binding
Source: RefSeq, a predicted model, not a curated record
GCAGCUCGAGUGCGUGUUUUCCAAAUCAGACGUGAACGUCUUUGUUUGUCAACUCUUCAUCUUCGAAAGUCUUACCGACCUCGAAGAAAGGGUGGCGUACAGCGGCGCCCGCUGCAACUGCGAAUUCUACGACUGUCUGGUUUGCUAAUUCUCACCUGCAGUCAUGUCCGACGAACAGAAUCCCACUGGCACUGCUCCUGCGGCCAACGUGGAAGCUGAAAAGGAUGUCCAGAACGUGCUGGCGGAACUGAAGGCCGAGGAGGGCGCCGCUCCGACAGAGGAGAAGAAGGAGUCCGAGUCUAAUGGCGCAGCGGCCAGUGAUGAGGCUGCAGAGGAAGCGCGGAUAGUCGCAGAGGCUGCUAAACUGGGAGAAAAGUCGGAGGAGGCCGAAUCGAAGACUGAAGAAAAGUCUCAGAAAUCCAGAACCGGACGCGGAGAGCGCCCCAACUAUCGUGACAACAUCAAGUUUGACCCCACAAGCCGGGAGACAACCAGUGAUCCUGUUGAGAUCAGAAAGCAGGUGGAAUUCUAUUUCUCCGACUCUAACCUCCCCAUGGACAAGUUUCUUCUCUCCAAAGUAGGAGGCAGCGCCAACCGUCCCGUUGAGCUCUCGUUGCUGCACUCGUUCAAGCGCAUGCGCCGCUUCCAGCCUUUCAGUGCUGUCGUCGAGGCACUCAAGUCCUCCGAGACUCUGGAGCUGGUCGACAAUGACACCAAGGUGGUCCGCAAGGUGCCUCUUCCUGAGUCGGUGAACGAGAACCCUGACGCGGAUAUCGUCAAGGUCUUCGAGGACAAGGCAAUGGACCGCAGCAUCUACGCUAAGGGUUUUGGUGACGAGGAACCCAGCACCCAGUUCGACAUCGAGGCAUUCUUCGCUCCGUAUGGCCCCACCAAUGCUAUCCGUCUGCGUCGUCAUUACGACAAGACCUUCAAGGGUAGCGUCUUUGUCGAAUUUGACUCCGAGGAAACCCAGAAGAAGUUCCUUGCCUUGGACCCCAAGCCCAAGUGGAAGGGACAGGACUUGCUGAUCAAGAGCAAGAGACAAUAUUGUGAUGAGAAAGUCAAGGAUAUCGAGGCUGGUCGCAUCAAGCCUAACCGAGGCCGAGGCGGUUCUAGAAACCACGGCCGCGGUGACAAUCGCGACUGGAAGGAGCGCAGAGCUGAAGAUCAGAAGAGAGGUUUCAAGGGUGGCCGUGGCGGCCGGGGAGGACGUGGUCGCGGAAAUGGUCGCGGAAAUGGUCGUGACAAUGCUCGCGAGAAUGGCCGUGAAAAUGGCCGUCCCCAAGAGAUCCAGAAAGAUGCGCGUGGCGUCCCCGUCAUUCAGAGCACUACCGGUGGCGACGAGGCUUCUAAGAAGCGAGCUCGCGAGGAAGAUGGAAAUGCGAACGGCGCGCAGAACGGCGACCAUCCUGCGAAGAAGGUUGACGCCAAGGAGGCAUGAAGAGAUGCCUGAUCGUCCAUUCCAUAUAUCCACAAAAGUACAGGCGAUGCGGGUCAAGGGGUGUACUCUGCUU